Molecule: messenger RNA, 2352 nt
Organism: Octopus sinensis (East Asian common octopus)
Lineage: Eukaryota; Metazoa; Mollusca; Cephalopoda; Octopoda; Octopodidae
Product: neutral and basic amino acid transport protein rBAT
Exons: 1
Coding region: 148-2055 (635 amino acids)
Biological process (GO): amino acid transport; carbohydrate metabolic process
Source: RefSeq, a predicted model, not a curated record
CUACAGUGUUCAUAUAUAAACCGUUAUCGUAGUCUGAUGCAAUAACUGUUGUGUGUGUCCGUAGACUGUGAAGGUGCUUGGUUGAACUCUGACAGAAAAAGCACAAAAUAAUUUCUUUUCAUUUUGUCGACACAGGAAAAUAUCAACAUGACUAUCGAAGCCUCUUUGGAAGGACAAACGGAAGACCAGCCUAAACAAGAUACUAUAGUUUGUAUGACCGACACUGGUGCGACAACUGAGACUGAUUUGGAUGAUUCCAAAACUAAAUUUAUUGCUAAUGGCGCUAACGAUGAUGGCGCUGUUAAUGUCAUGAUAAAAUCCCCAGAUGAAUUUGGCGGCUUGUCGAAAGAAGAACUUAUGAAAUUUGCCAAUGAUCCGUUUUGGAUUCGUGCUCGUCUUAUUCUUUUUAUUAUAUUCUGGAUUGGAUGGGUUUUGAUGCUCGUUGUCGCCAUUGUAAUUAUUGUUCUUGCUCCGCGCUGUCCAUAUCGUCCCGACCUGAAAUGGUAUCAGAAAGAUUUAAUAUAUGAAAUAUCUCCUCGCUCCUUCAGUGAUUCUAAUCACGAUGGUGUUGGUGAUCUGAAAGGAAUUCAAGAGAAAGCUGGCUAUUUGGAAUCCAUCCAUGUUAAAACAUUGUGGCUGCACAAUAUCUUUCAGUCUAAAUACAACGAUUCUGGCUAUGGAUUACUUAAUCACACCGUUAUUAACCCCAUGUAUGGAACUGAAGCAGAAUUACUUUCAACAAUCAAGAGUUUCAGGAAGACUGGCCGUCAUUUAAUCCUUGAUUUUAUCAUACUCAACACACACACAGAUCAUGCAUGGUUUGUUCAAAGCCGUCAGAAGAAAGGAAAAAUGAGCGAUUAUUACAUUUGGGCUGAUAAAAACUUGGUGAACAAUUUACCAACAUCGGAGAAAAAUGUCUGGCACUUGGAUUCCAAACGGGAUCAAUAUUACUUAGCAGUAACCGACAAAGACUUGCCCAAUUUGAAUAUACAAAACGAAGAAGUAAGAAAAGAACUGAAAUAUUACCUACGCUUUUGGUUGGAUCGCGGUGUUGGCGGCUUUCACAUCAAUGAUUUAGAAACUACUUUUAAAGAGAUUUCCUCUAACGGAUCUUCGGUAUUCGAACGUCAGCAGGUAAUAGAGUUGUUAAAAGAGCUGAGAGUGAUCGCAGAUGAAUUUUCAGAUAAACCGGGACGAGAGAGACUUUUGUUUGGUACAAUGCCCGUCAAUAGUAACGAAACGGCUGAAUUCUACGGUGAUGAGACUGAAAAGGCCCUUCAUUUUAUUGGUGUAACUAAUCUUGCUACAUCUGACAGCCCUGCUUCGAUUCAAGAUGCUAUACGUUCUACGAGCCAAUAUCUCCAAAGCCAUUGGAAUGGUUGGAUUUUGAGUAGCAACAAAUUGUCUCGUCCCAUGAGCCGUUUACAUUCCUUCGAUUACUUAAAAUCACUCUUAACUCUUCAGAUGCUCUUGCCUGGGACGGCUUUCUGCCACUACGGAGACGAAAUUGGCAUGCGGGAUGCAGUUUUGCAGAAUAUAACUGAUGGAUUAAAAGACGACCAACCGAAUAACAACUACAUAGAAUAUUACAAAUAUCGUGCCCCUAUGUCAUGGUCCUCGACUAACGUAGAGUUCAGUGAUGCUACGCCAUGGUUAAUAUCAGUAAAUAACAACAGUGUAGCAGGGCAAACAGCCUACAACAACAGAGACUUAUAUCCUCCUCUGAAGGCCUUCACUGAUCUAAAUCUUCUACGAAGCAAUUUCUCGUUCCAGUGGGGGAAAUUUGUGCCGAGUUUCACAAAUAAGAAUAUUAUCAGCUUCCUUCGUAUGGCGAAGGGUUUCCCAAGUUUCUUGGUGGUCGUUAAUCUCGGCUCACACAAGCAUACAAUUCAUUUCAGUAGUUUUAUUGAAGAUGUCUCCUUGGAUAAGGCCAAAGUUGUGUACCACAGCUUGCCUGAGCAGCCUAAAUUCAAAGUCGGGGUGACUGUCAACCUUAAUACAGCACCAGUUAGCUUACAUAAGCAUGAAGCUAUUGUAUUCAAGUUUGCGACAUAAGUUCUCUUCUACACUCUAAAGUUACAAGCAUUUAUCUGUGGCAAACUUCAUUAAUUAUAUAGGUAUGUUUCCAAAAUUAUUUUUAACGUGACAUUAACAUUAUUUUAAAGAAGUGUCUCAUAAUCGGUUUUAUAGUUACCUCCCCUGUUGUAACUGGCAUUUCAUGGCGUUUGAAGCUCGAACAAAAAUCUUAGAUCCACAUUAAAUGUACAAAUAGACUUGCAGAUUGCUUUCGUGUAACGAAUGAAAAAAAAGAAAAGACCCUCAUAACAAAUAAAUAGCUUGAUCAAUGCAAAA